CUGCAUUUAAACCAUAUAUUGAAUAUUAAAUCCAUUGGCGUCAACUGCAACUGAAAUGCCCAAGUUGCGAGUUUAUAACUCCGGAAUAAUUGUGAGCUGUGACUUUCUUUCAAUCUAAAGAGAGAAAACAAUCUGAAUUUAGAGAGAGACGGAGGAGGGGGAGGUGGGGGACCAAAUGAUUCCUGUGGGCGGUCCAUCUUGUUAAAACCCUAAAUUCUGGUAACGAAACACUGUUGAAGAUUCGAGUGAAGAUCGAUAAUGGCGGAGAUGAGAAACGAAGCUAGUAGUAGCAACAGCAGUGGAAACAGCAGAGGCGAAAGCGUCGUAAUUGAUGUUGGCCGGCGAAGAAGCUCGUGUGGUUAUUGUAAAUCCGGUGGCCGUACCAGUAUAUCUCACGGUUUAUGGGCAGACAGUCUGACAGUAGAUGACUAUCAAGCUCUUCUUGACAGAGGUUGGAGAAGAUCUGGUUCUUUCCUUUACAAACCUGAGAUGGAAAGAACAUGCUGCCCUUCUUAUACUAUUCGUCUGAAGGCCAGUGAUUUCAUUCCUUCCAAAGAGCAACUUCGAGUGGCUAAACGAAUGCAAAGGUUUCUAGAUGGCACAUUGGAUGCUAAAAAACAAGAUGAGAUCACAUCCGAGGCAGGUAAUUUUAAGGGUUCAUGCAGCCACUCCGUUAAUGAAAUUAAAAGCUCUGCGGCGGGGGAAGCCUUGGUGUGUAACGCUGAAGAAAAGAAGAAAGCUGAACAAUUUAUGCAUUAUUUGUCAAACCAGAUCAAUAAUGCAGUACGUGCAUGCAUUGGAAAUGGGGAGUUCCCUUGUGAUAUUCAAUUACCAAAAGCAUCUGUCAAAAGAGUUUCACAAGCCAAGAGGAAGCGGCUAGUUGAAGGAUCAGAAGUUCUCUUGUACUCCAGCAAUGUUUCAUUCCAGAUUGCCGCUGUUUUAAGGCAGGUUGAGAAGGAUGUGCACCAUCCAGAACUGUCAAGACGUAUUGUGGGAGAAAAUGAUGAGUCUCUUGAACUGACCCCGAAAAUGAUUGCGGAAAAACUGGCAUAUUCUUUAAAUCAGCUGGCAGAAACCUCUGAUUUGUCAAUCAAAGCUUGCAAUGGACACAUUAACUUCUAUUCUGCGAUAAAACAAGCUUGUUUAGAUGAAGAGGUUAACAAAUUUACAGUUUCUAAAGAGUCUCCCACAGGAAAUGGAAGUAAAAGGAGUUGCUUGAAGAUAUGCGAACGUCCUCAGGUAAAGAGACAAAAGAUUGAGAUCCUUUUGAAGAGGUCCAGUUUUGAUCCAGAAGAAUAUGCGUUGUAUAGGAGAUACCAGCUUAAAGUGCACAAUGAUACACCAGAUCAUGUUACAGAAAGCUCAUACAGGAGGUUUCUGGUUGAUACUCCCUUAGUUUUUGUUCCUUCAACUGGCGAUGGUACAGUUCCCCCAUGUGGUUUUGGUUCUUUCCAUCAGCAAUAUGUGAUCGAUGGCCGGCUAGUCGCAGUUGGUGUGAUAGAUAUUCUCCCAAAUUGUUUGUCGAGUAAAUAUCUAUUCUGGGAUCCAGACCUUGCUUUUUUGUCUCUAGGAAAGUAUUCGGCCAUACAAGAAGUAGAGUGGGUCAAAGAGAACCAAGUCCAUUGUCCUAGCCUCCAGUAUUAUUAUCUUGGCUAUUACAUUCAUUCCUGCAGCAAAAUGAGAUAUAAAGCAGCAUAUCGCCCAUCUGAGCUUCUAUGUCCUCUUCGUUACCAGUGGAUUCCAUUUGAUAUCGCAAGGCCGUUGCUUGAUAGAAAACCAUAUGUUGUGUUGUCUGAUUCCUCACAAAAUGUAGAUUCCUCAGCACCUGACAUUCUUGGAGAACAUACGGACCAGCAUGAUGACCCUGGCAUAGAAGACUCAAAUGAUGUUUUUAUUGAUGAAAACGAAGAAAUGGCUGAUACUGAUUCUGAAGAUUCUGACGAUGAGUCAGGCCUAGAAACCAAUGGUCUGACAUCACCGGAAAUAGAAGGUGGAGAUGUCAGCAAUAUUUUGAUUGGGUUGAAAGGAUCCCGUCUGAGAUAUAAGGGUCUACAGAUUGCUAUUGGUCCUCCUCAAAGGACCUACCUUGAAACCCAACUGCAUAGAUACAUGAGGACUGUUGGUGUAGAGCUCUCUGAGCGAAUGGUUUAUUCACUGGGGUGAUUCAACAACUAUUUACAAGAUUUUUCGGAUCUCAACUACAAAUAAGUAUUCCUGCCUGAUUCAUGGCUAGCGAUCUACAGAGCUGUUAUGGAGUUAUUAUUUCUUGCGUAUGUUUUUCCUUUUUAUUGUUUGAUCCGUGAUCGAAUACAGAAGUAAAGGCUCAUCUUGUGGAUUGUAUGAAUACCGGUCACCCUAUAAUGUACUUUCUUUGCCUGCCGAUUGAAAUGGUUCACCAAAUUUGGUGUAAGUUAAUAUUUUGGACACAAA
Cornus florida is the source of this 2430-nucleotide messenger RNA. Its product is annotated as arginyl-tRNA--protein transferase 2-like. NCBI's taxonomy places the organism in Eukaryota, Viridiplantae, Streptophyta, Magnoliopsida, Cornales, Cornaceae. The record is from RefSeq and is a predicted model, not a curated record. Gene Ontology annotation, cellular component: cytoplasm. Bases 259 to 2163 code for a protein of 634 amino acids. Gene Ontology annotation, molecular function: arginyl-tRNA--protein transferase activity. Gene Ontology annotation, biological process: protein arginylation. The transcript is spliced from 6 exons.